CCCGCCCGCCCGCCGCUCCCUCUCUGGCGCCGAGGAAAACGUUGCGCAGGUUCAAAAAUGGAACGUCGGCGGCGUGAGGGAGCGCGAGGGGGUGUGCGCGCGUGCGCGUGCGCGUGCGCGCCCGGCCGAGGGUGACGGGGACCCCGCCGGCCCGAGCAUCGCGCGCAGCAGCCGCGGCCCCGCAGCUCCGCCCCCGGCCCGGCCCGGCCCGGCUCUGGGCCCGCUCGCCCGCCGCCCCGCAUGGAGCUGUCAGCCAUUGGAGAGCAGGUGUUCGCGGUGGAGAGCAUCCGGAAGAAGCGCGUGCGGAAGGGCAAGGUUGAGUACCUGGUGAAGUGGAAAGGAUGGCCCCCCAAGUACAGCACAUGGGAGCCAGAAGAGCACAUCCUGGACCCCCGCCUUGUCCUGGCCUACGAGGAAAAGGAGGAGAAAGACCGAGCAUCGGGGUAUAGGAAGCGAGGCCCGAAACCCAAGCGGCUUCUGCUGCAGCGGCUGUACAGCACGGACCUGCGCAGCUCCCGCAAGGCCAAGGCCAAGGGGAAGCUCCGCUUCUCCCUGACGCGCCCACCCGGCAGCGGGAGCCCCAAGGGGGUGGUCAAGGCGGGGACACCUGAGUUGGCGGACAAGGGCCCCUUGGUGCCCGCUCUGCCCUUCCCGCUCUGCAAGCCGCACAAGGCCCACAAGUACCUGCGGCUCUCGCUCAAGAAGUUCCCGCCCUGCGGGCCCCACCUGGAGAGUCACAGCCAUCGACGGGAGCUCUCCCUGCAGGAGCCACCGGCCGCAGAGGUCCUGCAGGCAGCUGGCGAGUGGGAGUCCACGGAGCAGCCCCCCGAGGAGGAGGACACUGACUUGGCUGAUGGUCCCCCUCCAUGGACACCCACGCUCCCCUCAAGUGAGGUGACCGUGACAGACAUCACCGCCAACUCCAUCACCGUCACCUUCCGUGAGGCCCAGGCAGCUGAGGGCUUCUUCCGAGACCGCAGCGGAAAGCUCUGAGCCUCCGUGGUCCUUAAACUGUUUUCUUUGGGGCUUGGGUUGGGCAGCUCCAGAGAUGGGGAUGGGUUGGGGUGAGGUCCCUAUUUUAUUUUUUAAAAACUUCUGAGCAGAAGGAGGGAAGACCCCACCACCCUCCUGUCACCCCACCUUGCUCUUCGAGGGACAUUUAUAGCAGGCCAUCUGGGCAGGGCUGGGAGGCCAGCGCUGCUGUGCGGGCCCGUUGUCUCCUCAUGGAUGGGACAGGGAUACCUGCCUGGGACGAUUGUCUCAAAGCAGCUGAUUCUAGGGGUCUAGGGGAGCCAGAGUUCUGCCUCAAGCAGCAACACAGGCUGCUCCCACCCCUACUUUUUGAAUAUUUUUGGCUUGGAUCUUUAUUUUGAACUUUCUACUCCAGCUUUGCUGUGGGACCGAAGGCUGAUGUUGACCACUGGGGGCUGGGUUUGUGGACAGUGGGAGGGGGGAAGGGUUUGAGGUGGCUGGAACCUCCAGAGAGGUGGCCACCUUUCCCGGCCCAUCACCUGGAAACACUAGCCACCUCGUGUGCACUCACACCUACCUGCGUGUCUACACUGAGCCCAUGUGGGCCUUGCACACCUCCCUGGGAACCCCUGACCAGAUGAGCAUGGGGCAAUUCAUAGCACAAAAGAACUCGCCACGGCAGCCCCCGCAGCCUCCUUUUAUGCACGCCUCUCCACAGGACCUGUCUCAGCUCCCUGGCUCACAGCCAUCUGCAGGGGGAGGGGCGUGGGCAUCUGGCACUCCAGCCGUGCAGCUGUGGCUUUGUGGUUGUACCUGGCCAGGCUGCAGGUGGGCAGAUGUCUGCUGAGCUGUGCCAGUGCGUCUGCGCAGGCUCUGAGACACUGGAGACCUGUCCUUCCACAGGGGUUCUUGUCCUCUCUGACUCAGGUGAUUUCAGCCCUUCCAGCUACUCUUUUCUGCUCUCCUCUCCAGCUCCGCCAGCAGGGCGUGGGCAGUGGAGGGAGUGUCCCGCCGCUUUUCUCAGGGCAGUCCUCGUCUCCUGUACCCCUGUGCCCUUGCAUUCUGUGUUCCUCUCCCACCCAACCUGAAUGUCACAGCUGGGGCGGACCUUGUUCCGUUGCAGGUCAGGCUGUGCACAAGCCCCAUCCCUGGCAAGGGCCCACAUCUGCCAGGACGGGGCUCGUUUUCUAGUUUGCAGAGAUGUCCCGUGGGCCGACUUCUCCCCCAUCCCAACCUUGUGAGGGGGAAAGGCAAAGCGGGUGGGGGCCCCAGGGGAGCAUGGAAUGUGGCUCCUCCCCUGCCAUCUGCCACUAUUAGCCUGACUCAACUAUAGAACCAGUGUGUGGGAGCUCAGCACUGUCCCUGACUGCUGUGUCCUUGGGAGGUCAGUGGAUCUCUGUAGGGACCAGGGUAGGUGACUUCCCUGUUCCCAAACCAAAGACAGCCUGCACCCCAUUUCUCUUUGGGAUGCUCUGUUAGAACCUCCAAUCCCAUCCUCCUUUAUUCCUAGUUGUCCAGGGUUAAUUCAGUGCUUCCACAGGGGAACAGGCCCUUGAAGGUGACCUGCUUCACCCCCAGCCCUGGUUGCUUCUAGAAAAAUGUGGAGAUGAGGCUCAGGGAGGAAGGGGCAGCAGGAAUUGCCACUGAUCAGCUGCAGGACCCUGGGGAGGGGAGACCUAGAAUUGGGGGUUCUUUGGGGCAGGGCAGGGGCUCCCAACAGAGAGAGUGGUGGGUGGGGGUUUCUUUCCAGCUGAGGGUGUUGGGACCUGCAGCAGCUUCUGGUCAUAACCACGCUGUCCACCCCCAGCGGACUUGAAACUGCUUUCUGCAUCCCAUGCACUCCCAUGGAGCUGCCCUCAGCUUGCGAGUCUGGACCAGGGUCUGGUCUUGUGGGUGAGGUAGCAGUUCUCAGGCUACAGCAAAAGAACCCGCUGUCCUCUUCCGCAGCCCUUUAUGGCUCUCAGGAUCCUGCAGAGCGAGGUUGGAAGGUGGGGUAGGUGGCCCUGAGAUCCCCUGCUCAGAUAGCCACAUGGCUCAGGACUGCUGUAGCUGGCUCCCUGGGGAGCCAAGCUGUGGGCUGUAGGUCUUUUUUCCAGCCAGGACAGGUGACCUCCCAGCCCGAGUAUCCCAGGUGGACAGUGAGCUCCCACCCCAUUGCCCCCCAGAAGGCCAGUACUCUUGGGGUAGGAGAGGGCUCUGAAAGCCACCUGCCUCCCUUUCCCCUGUCCUUGCUGUUUGAAUGUAGAAGCUGGCUGGUACUUCUUUUCGGGGUUGAGAACGUGCCUCUCUCCUUGGUCUGGCCACUUGCAGUGUGGGGACAAGGUGCUCCGGGCUGCAAGGCUGUCAUCCUCUUGGGAUGGUGAUCCCUUUGCCAAUUUCUUUCCACCUCUUAGGUCAGGGGAAGGCGCUGGGUGUCUAUCAGAUGGUGUCGCUUUUGCUUUAUAAGUGGCCGCAUGUGGCCGCCAGGUCUCAGCACAAGAACGCUUCCUUUGCACAGAAUGAGCUCCGAGCUUUGUUCAGACUACAUGAAUGUACUGGGGGGUGGAGGGCGAGUGUGCGCCUUCCUGGGUGAGUGUGUGCGGGGACUCCGUGGGUGCAGAGUGCGGUUUUAUUUUUGUACUGAUAUUGGUAAGAGACUAUAGCAUCUAUUUAUUUAGAUGAUUUAUCUGGUAAAUGAGGCAAAAGAAAUAUUAAAAAUGAUUUUAAAAAAGA
Cavia porcellus (domestic guinea pig) is the source of this 3684-nucleotide messenger RNA. It is a transcript of the gene Cbx7, whose product is annotated as chromobox 7. The transcript has 6 exons. The coding region runs from base 241 to 993 and encodes 250 amino acids. Gene Ontology annotation, cellular component: PRC1 complex. Gene Ontology annotation, biological process: negative regulation of transcription by RNA polymerase II. NCBI's taxonomy places the organism in Eukaryota, Metazoa, Chordata, Mammalia, Rodentia, Caviidae. The record is from RefSeq and is a predicted model, not a curated record.